AUGUCUCAUCAAUCUCUAAUUCCACAAACGCCAUUAGAAUCCAACGAACAUGAAGAUCACUACAACAAGAUCUGCAAGGAUUACGACCACUUAAUGGAAACAAUACCCAAAAGUAAUGGAUGGAGGGUGGAACACCUCUACAACUACAAUGGUUUCUGGAUAAACCCUAUAUACAUCAAAGCCAAUUUGCUUCUUCAUGCUUACUUUAAACCACAACCCACUGAUAUCUUUUUAGCUUCCUUCAUGAAGUCAGGAACCACGUGGCUCAAAGCACUCAUCUUCUCCACCCUUACUCGCCACUUCUACAGCUUCUCCGACCACUAUUUACACCACCAUGGCCCACAAAGCACUUUUCCUUUUCUCGAUAGUGAAUGCGAAAGCUACCCCAUAACCGACUUCACUCAUAUGUGUUCUCCACGACUCUUCGCAACCCACUUCCCUUGGAUCCUCCUACCGGAAUCCAUGGCUUCAUGCAAGUUCGUUUAUCUCUGUAGAGAGCCGAAAGAUGUUUUGGUUUCGAAAUGGGUUUUCAUGAGCAAACUUAGAGAGAAAGAUUUGCCUCCAUUUUCUUUGGAUGAAGCGUUUGAUCUUUUCUGUAAAGGGGUUUCAGACUACGGACCGUUUUGGGAGCAUGUUCUGUCGUACUGGAGAGCGAGUUUGGAGUCAUCGGAGAAGAUUCUGUUCUUGAAGUAUGAGGAAGUGAAGCGGCAGCCGGAGGUGGUGGUGAGGAGGUUGGCGACGUUCAUGGGUGUGCCAUUCACGGCGGAGGAAGUUGAGAAAGGGGUGGUGGAGAGCAUUGUGAAGUUGUGUAGCUUCGAAAAUUUGAGUAAUUUGGAGGUGAAUAAGAAGGGUGUUGAAAAGUUCGGUAAGGUGGAGGUGGAGAAUUGUGAAUUUUUCAGGAAAGGUGUGAUUGGAGAUUGGAGAAACUACCUUUCCGAUGAGAUGAAACAACGCAUUGAUGGAAUUAUCCAUGAGAAGUUGAAAGGUUCUGGCUUGAUCUUUGGUGCCUAA
Messenger RNA from Lactuca saligna, 1011 nucleotides. NCBI's taxonomy places the organism in Eukaryota, Viridiplantae, Streptophyta, Magnoliopsida, Asterales, Asteraceae. The record is from the annotation of a GenBank genome assembly.